AUGGGACACACCAGCAAGGACACGCUGGUCAAGACGCAACGCUCAACAAAAGGAAUUCCAAAUAUCAAGCAAAAUGAGCAAACAUUGUGUGCUGGGUGUUUAAAGGGCAAGCAAACAGUCACGGCAAUUCCAUCUCGCUCGAUUACAAAAACGACAGGUGUGGUGGAACGCGUACACACAGAUGUCAUGAAGCCUAUGAGGGCUUUCUCGAAGGGUGGUGCCAAGUACUAUCUUACGUUUGUGGAUGAUUACAAGAUAUUGGCGAUUUCUACAAUCAAGAUUAGGAGUGAAGUGGCUGGUAAGUUUAAGGAGUUUCUGACGCUUUGCGAGAACCGAUAG
Molecule: messenger RNA, 339 nt
Organism: Plasmopara halstedii
Lineage: Eukaryota; Oomycota; Peronosporomycetes; Peronosporales; Peronosporaceae
Product: retrovirus-related pol polyprotein from transposon tnt 1-94
Exons: 1
Coding region: 1-339 (112 amino acids)
Source: RefSeq, a predicted model, not a curated record